CCACAGCCCACAAUGUGGAUCCGGAACCGCAACCCGGGGCAUCUCGGGAUCCGCCCCGGGGUUAAGUGGGUCCACGUACCAACCAAAACUUGCAUUUCACUUCACAGAUUUGGGCAAAAACACCGCCCCGAAUUUGUUCAUCUUUCAGCUUCUUCUCGUCAUCGUUCAUUCAUCCUUCAAAUCACCGGAGCAAAUCGACGAAGACACCCUCGCCGGAGCAACGUCGAACUAUCCACCGCCUCUGAUCUACUCUCCGGAGCCGAGAUCGAUCCAGCGAGUCUUUCGUCGUCGCUCAGUCUCCAUCUCAGAGAAUUCAACGAACUUGUCGUUCGGGACAGUCGCAGUUGAGCGUUGCAUUGACAGAAGCAGCAUGGUUUACCACUCAAGUUUUUUGGACGAGGAAGGGAUUACAAAGGCAUGUGGGUGUCCUUUGCUUCCCUUAAAAAGCCAUAUAAAGGGUCCAGCUCCAACUUCUGAGCAAGAUAGAACCGAUAUUGUUGAUGAAGCAAUCACAUUCUUCCGCGCCAAUGUCUUCUUUAGAAACUUCGAUAUAAAGAGUGCUGCGGAUAAGCUCCUCAUUUAUUUGACAUUUUACAUCAAUGUGGCACUAAAGAGGCUAGAGGGCUGCAGAACUUUGGCUGAAGGGACCAAAGCUAUCAUUAACUUGGGUCUGGAGAAGGUCCCUGUGCCUGGAGAAUCCGGUUUCCCCUUUCCAGGCCUUUUUCCCUUGCCUCAGUCUCCACAGGAAGCAGAGCUAUUCAGGAAUUAUCUGAAGCAGAUAAGAGAAGAAACAAGCGGAAGACUGUUGAGUGUCGCAUAUAGACCAAAUGGAACCCCAAACAAGUGGUGGUUAGCGUUUGCAAAGAGGAAAUUCAUGAACAUCAUCGUACCAUGAUCUGUGAUGACCUUUGCUUUGGAUAGUAGCGUUCUCAAAGCACAAAUGAACUGGUCAAAUUCCAGAAUACGUUUAGCUUUUGUUGUUUCUCAGUGGUUCUUCGUUUCAACGCUUGAAUUGUACGUGAAUUCGACGUGUUUCAUAUUUGUAGCAGUUCUUCGUGA
This is a messenger RNA of Rhodamnia argentea, 1059 nucleotides long. Its product is annotated as actin-related protein 2/3 complex subunit 3. The coding region runs from base 371 to 895 and encodes 174 amino acids. NCBI's taxonomy places the organism in Eukaryota, Viridiplantae, Streptophyta, Magnoliopsida, Myrtales, Myrtaceae. Gene Ontology annotation, cellular component: cytoskeleton; Arp2/3 protein complex. The transcript is spliced from 5 exons. Gene Ontology annotation, molecular function: actin filament binding. The record is from RefSeq and is a predicted model, not a curated record. Gene Ontology annotation, biological process: Arp2/3 complex-mediated actin nucleation; regulation of actin filament polymerization.